AUGGGCUGGGGGCACGUCGCCUCGACCUUGUGCGAGGCGCAAGGCGAAAGUGGCCAUGCCGGCCAUGCUUCUAGGUGGGCGGUGGUGGCCGAAGAUGUUUGUCUUUCUCAGGAGUCUAGUGACAGCCUGAUGGAAGAAGCAGAUGCCCUUUGCGAAAAUUCAGAUGAUGAUACGUUGCUGAUUCCCGAGCCACGACCUGGGUAUGCUGAUAAAUCAUGGUGGGCACGGCAGCUGGAGCAACAUGCAUUGGCAUUAGGCUACAAAGUCUCAGCAGACAGUGCGAAACCGCUUCAGUUGGAGUUGGGCAUUCCUUUCCGAUGCUUGUCGACGUCAGAGCCGGACUCAGAUUUCCGCAGCUUUCAAGCUGCCAACCAUACGAUCGAGCAGCAGUUCACGAGUCUUCAGAUGCAAGUUUCUGCGCAUGAGUCUUCGCUUCGUCAGUCUAGAAGUUCCGAGCGCUCUGCAGAUGUUGACCUCUUGGUUUGUGGCAGCCCGUGCAACCCUUUCAGCAGGAUGAGAGGCAAGCGCUUCCAUCAGGACAGUGUCAUGAGUCACAAGAGUUACGCCACGACUUUCGUGGAUGUGUUCAAGGCUUUCGAGGCUUUUGAGCCAAAGACUGCAGUGAUGGAGCAGACUGCAGGGUUCGGAUUGCCUUUCGAUUGUUCGACAUCAGAGACGCCCUUGCAGAGGUUCAUCGACGGCUUUGGCGAGUGCAAGUUCACCAAGGGCGGCUACUGGAUCGUCGUCAUCAAGUGCGAGCUCUCGAUCUGGGUGAAGCUUGCUCGGAGCAGGCUGGACAUCCGAAGUGUUGUGCAGUUCGAUUGGAAUUCUUCGGCUUUUCUACUUUACUACUAG
Molecule: messenger RNA, 855 nt
Organism: Symbiodinium sp. CCMP2592
Lineage: Eukaryota; Dinophyceae; Suessiales; Symbiodiniaceae
Source: the annotation of a GenBank genome assembly